Molecule: messenger RNA, 6135 nt
Organism: Spodoptera exigua (beet armyworm)
Lineage: Eukaryota; Metazoa; Arthropoda; Insecta; Lepidoptera; Noctuidae
Source: the annotation of a GenBank genome assembly
GUUCCGCCCCACUCCGCGACAAUCUCGAACAUCGUAAAAAGUUACUCGAACGACAUGAGGACAAAUUAUGUAAAUUCAUACAAAUAGUGCGAUCAUUAUUUUCAAAUAUUUCUGUGUUUGUUUGUGAAGAUUUGUGUACUUUAAUAUGGCGUUAGCGUGGUGUGUAUUUUUGUGCGUUUGCACCGGUGUGCUGGGGUUCAAUGUGGACAUACCCUCAAGGGUGGUUUAUAAGGGUAAUCCGAAUUCUAUGUUUGGAUUUACGGUGCAGGCGCAUGUUGACGGCGACCGGAAAAUGAUCUUGGUGGGUGCUCCAGAAGACCAGCUGUAUUCUGCAUACGAAUACAAUGUGACUCGACCUGGUGCGGUGUACCGCUGCGAGCCAGUGUACAGGAACUAUGCAGCUGAAGGAAAUGUCAGGACUCUGGACCGCUGCAGUCCCAUGCAGUUCGAUAAGAAUCCAAGAAAUAACGCGGAUCGUCAAGGUCGUCAGGUGGAUCAGAAAUCAAACCAAUGGUUUGGUGCGACGCUGACCAGCACCGGCAGGAAUGGCGCUAUCAUGGCUUGUGCCCCUCGCUACGUGUCUUAUGUGUCUGCGAAGCUCAACCAGAGAGAUCCAGUGGGCACGUGCUUCGUAGCCAACUCUCCGGACAUGACUGACGUCAAGGAGUUCUCUCCAUGCCGAACUUCAAGUCACGGACAGCGCAAGACUGGCAUGUGCCAAGCCGGUUUCUCGGGAGCCAUAUCAAAGGAUGGACAACGACUAUUCAUGGGUGCACCAGGCAGCUUCUUCUGGCAAGGGCGAACGUUAUCAAUAGAACCGAAAGAAAAGUUCAUCUUCUAUAUGCCGAAAAUACCGGAAGAAGGUCAGCUGAUGUCUCAGUCGAUGGGAAGUCGUCCAGCUCUGAUUGCUACUCCUGAAGCUAGUCCUAAAUACGAUGACUCUUACAUGGGAUACUCUAUUGCUGUUGGUGACUUCGCUGGUCAAGGCAUUCAGAGUGUUGCUGUUGGUGUGCCCAGAGGAGCUGGACUCAAAGGAUUGGUUGUUCUCUAUACUUGGGAGCUCCAAAACAUCAAGAACAUUAGUGGCUCGCAGAUUGGUGCCUACUUCGGUUACAGUAUUGCUUCUGGCGACAUUGAUGGCGAUGGUUUCGAUGACGUCAUUGUUGGUGCUCCAAUGUUCACCAGAACUAAGACCGAUGGAUUUGAACACGGAAGAAUUUAUGUGAUUUACCAGGACAAGGACAGGUCUUUCACAAGGAGCCAUGCUAGGACCGGAGAAGUUUCCCGAGGCAGAUUCGGUUUGGCUGUCACAUCACUCGGUGAUAUCAACUACGACACCUUCGGAGACAUCGCUGUCGGCGCACCUUAUGGUGGUGAAAACGGUCGUGGUGUCGUCUAUAUCUACCAUGGCAGUGCGAUGGGCAUCCAUGAGAAAUACUCCCAAGCCAUCACUGCUGAAGAGAUCUCCCCCACCCUCACGACAUUCGGAUUCUCCCUCUCCGGAGGAGUGGACCUGGAUAACAAUAACUACACUGACUUGGCUGUGGGUGCUUAUAAGUCUGAUAGCGUCGUGUUCUUGAAGUCUCGUCCAGUAGUGAAAGUGACAGCUGAAGUGAAGUUCUUGGUGGACAGCAAGUUGAUCUCGCUGACUGACAAAAAGUGUCACCUUGCUAACGGGACCACGGUUGCGUGUGCGCAGGUUAUGUUCUGCCUCUCGUAUGGAGGCGUUAACGUGGACCAGCAAAUUAAAUUCGAGGUGACCUUGGAGCUGGACUCACGGCAGAAGACCACGAAGAGACUGUUCCUCGCGGAGACCAGGGAGACCACGUACAAAACUCAGAUACUGUUGACGCAGGGAGAGCAUGAGUGCAAGGAUAUCAUUGUGUACUUGGACGAUGAAAUCCGCGACAAGCUGACGCCAAUCGAAGUGAAGAUGUCAUAUGACCUUGUAAACCAGCCAUCCGGUAACAUCGUGCCUCCCGUCCUGGACCAGACUCACAGCAUCAUGCACACAGACUCACUCAACAUCCAGAAGAACUGUGGUGCUGAUAACAUCUGUAUACCUGAUUUGAAGAUGGCUGCUACCACCCCUACAAUCAACUACGUGCUAGGAUCUGGCGAGAACCUCCACAUUGAUGUCAAAGUGGAAAACUCUGGUGAAGAUGCUUUCGAAGCCGCUUACUACCUGAUGAUACCAUCAGGAGUGACUUACGCCAAAAUGGAACGUCUGGACAAGGACACGGACACUCUGAUAUACUGCUCCAUCACCAACAGAUUUCCUGAUGGUAACACCACUCUGAAAUGUGACCUUGGAAACCCCAUGGCUAGUGGGCAAAAGGUAAACUUCCGCCUGAUCUUGGAAGUGGAUGCUCGCGUGACCACACUGGGCUUCGACAUGGAAGCGAACUCCACCAACGUGGAACAAGACACCAUGUACGAUAACUCCAUGCAUAUGAACAUCGGUGUCGUCGUUAGAGCACACCUGUCCAUCAUUGGAACAUCAGACGCGCCUGAGCUACACUACAAUGCUUCGCAAUACGAAACACAAAACAUCAAAGACGAUACCAAACUUGGCCCUCAAGUGAUCCACAAAUACAACUUGAAGAACGAGGGACCAUUCACUGUUGAGGAAGCCGAGAUAUAUUUCAUGUGGCCCUACCAGACUCUUGAAGGUGAAAAUCUGAUGUACAUGCUGGUACAGCCCCAAUACCUGGGCGACGUCAAGUGCGAUAUAGCCCGACACAUUAACGACGCCAACUUGUUCGUGGAGCGACCCUACGAAUUCCUGCUCUCGAAGGAGAGGGAAGCUAUGAUGAGUAGCGAAUUCUACACCGCAUCGCAAACCUCAGGAGGUGGUGGAUAUUACGGACAAGUGUACUGGGAUGAUUUAUCCAACGGUGGUCAAUUCAACUACCAAACUGGCAGUAGUAGCACUGGCAGUGUCAACUUAGGAGGUUCUGGAUACGGUACUGGACAGUCCAGCCACUCUAGUGGAAGCUCGAGCUCCAGCUCAACCCACUUCAGUGGCAGCAGUAGCCAAAAUGGAGGGCAAUUUAUUAGCAGCCAGACUGGCAGUGGCCAAUUUAGUGGCAGUCAAAGUGGCAAUGGCCAAUUCACUGGAACCCAGAGUGGCAAUGGACAAUUCGUUGGCGGCCAUAGUGGAAAUGGACAAUUUGUUACCAGCCAAACUGUAAAUGGUCAAUAUAGUGGAAACCAGGGGGUUGCCAAUGGUCAAUUUAGUGGUAGCCAGGGAUCCUUUGCAAACCAAGGUGGCCAUUUUGGUGGUCAAGGCCAUCAAGGCACUUUUACAUAUAACCAGACCUGGAGCUCCUUUGAAGACAGUGAAGACCUGACUGCAGAACAAAAAGAAGAAAUCAGGAAGAAACUAGCGGCUGCUCUCGCGUCUGGAGCUGGUCAAGGUAGCUGGAGCACCCAAAAUGGGGCAUUUGGUAGUCUUGGACAAGGUUCAAUCGUGAAAGUCAAGAACAAGACAAUCAUAUAUGAUGCUAAUCAUAACAUUAUUUCCGAAAUUGAAACAAGUACUGAAUAUGGAAAUCUUGGACACGAAGGAGAAGCUGGUAGCUCGUUUAAUGUAUACGCUAACCAAGGUGGUGUUAACCAAGCAUCUUCAGAAGGACAUGCCCAAGGUUCUUGGCAAACAAGUUCCCAAGGGUCAGGCAUUUACUCGCAAGGUUCCGGCUACAACCAGGGAUCAGGAGUUUACAGCCAGGGCGCUGGAGGCUACAACCAAGGAUCUGCAACAUACAACCGAGGGUCUGGCUCCUAUAACCAAGGGUCUGGCACCUACAGCCAGGGAUCAGGAUCUUACGGUUCUGCAGGAUCAAGAGGUUUCUCACCAGAUUCCGGUCAAGGCCAAGGUUUCGUCCACGGAUCCUGGGCAACCACAGAAACUGUCAACCCUGAUAUAGCUAAUGCUGGCUCAUCAACCUUCAGAGGCUCCUCAAGUGUCACUGUUGUAGGAGAUGAGGAAGAAGACAAACUUGAAGGUUUUGGUGUUAAUGCUGCGUAUAAUCCUAAUAACGAGUUUAAGUAUGGCAUUGCUGACGUCAGUGGCAGUUCUGGUGGAAGUCAGAGAAGUUCAGGAGCUGGCGCUGUACAUGGUGCAGGUGGCAGCUACCAAUCUGGCGGUGGCAGCUUCCAAACUGGUGGAGGAGCCUACCAGAGCGGUGGAGGAUCCUUCCAAAGUGGAGGUGGAAGUUACAGAAGCGGUGGCAGUGGAUACUCUUACUCUUCAUCAUCGUCGUCUGGUGGACCCACAGUUGAAGCAGAUUCUUGAAAAAUGUGAGGAAAAGUACAAGUGCGAGGUGCUGAGAUGUACAACAGGUCGCAUGAUGAAGGGGCAGGAGGCUUGGUUUGCGUUCAGAUCUAGGAUCAACGCAUCAGUACUUAGUGAGAUCUCCAAGGACCGCGCGGUAAUCCUGUCAACAUUAGCCGCAGCGCGCGUUUCUCGUCUGCCCAUGGUCGGGCGGCCGACAGACAGGACCUGGCAUACAGCAGAAGCCCAGACUCUCAUCACACCAAGACUGGAAGCGCUGGACAGUGGCACCAUCCCACUCUGGGUUGUUAUACUCGCCGCUAUUAUCGGCGCUCUCCUACUUCUACUUCUCAUCUUCGCACUCUACAAAUGCGGAUUCUUCAAGCGUAAUCGCCCCUCAGACCACGCUGAGCGACAACCCCUGAACGGGCGUGACGAACAUCUUUGAUAUCCGACCACUGAUCUAGGCGUCACCAGCGAUACAGCUGGAACGUCUGACGCAGGCGCGACGUCCGACACGCCUGACGACAGCUCGUCGACUGACGCUGCCAGCGACGUGACAAGUCGCGACUCCACUAGCUUCGAUAGGUACUGACAUCACAGAGUCAAUGUUUAUAAAUUUUAAAUGAUCACUUUUAGCCACUAGAUGGCGCUAGUUGGCAUUGUCCAUGUAUUGUUUCCGACCAGAUUUUUCGUGGUGGGGGUAAGUUUGCGCUUUGUAAAUUUUCACAUUAUUUCAACACAGAUUUUUUAUAAGGUAACUUAGUUCCAACUUAGAAAAAAAACAAGGUGCGAAGUUAUUCACACUGCGAAAUGUGGGAGAGCCAUGCUUCAACUCGAAUUGGCUGGCUCGACCAGUCGAGGGCGUCCAUGGACGACGCCGAUUGCUUACCAUCAGGCCAUGGUUCGUGUUGUGGUCUAUUUAAUGUUGAAGAAGAAUCUUUUUUCACUACUGCCCACUAGCGCCCUAAGUAAUUAUGGAUGAGAGGUAUCACAUUUUAAUUCAGGUGCGAUAACUCUCAUGCAUAAUAUUUACAAUUUUUGAAAUAAGUGCGAAAAAAAUUACAUAAUAAUCAAUUUGAAAAAUAAUUGAUACGAGCUGUAUUUUCUAUAUCUAUUUUCAACUAUAACAUUAUAAAAAUUAGAGUCCAUUUAAAACAGUAUAGGUUCCGUACAAAAAACUUUGGUACAAUAUUUUUCCCUCAUGACAAAACGAAUUUUUCCAAACUUUUCAUGUCUUUUUUACAAAGAAAAUGAAAAGUUUAUCAAAAAUCAUAUUUUCCUCUAUUCUAUUAUAAUAAAACCUAGUCACGAAUAAAAAAAAAUAUUUUUCGGACGCCAUACUAGAAAGUAAAAAAGGAAAAAUGUAAUUUGAGGUUAUGAAUUUUCAUUUUAAAUAAAUUAAAUAUAAGUUUCAAAUGAAAUGUUCAUUUUUAAUUUAUUUAAAAUGAAUUAAUGUUUUUAAAUAUAAAACGAAUGAAAGAUUAAAUCUUGUCGUGUGAUAAUUAUAAAUGUAAAAAUGUGUGUAUGUAUGCGUGAGUUGUUGAAAAUGUGAUCUAAGUUAAUUAUUAGGUUUACUAAAAGUGGUAGAUAACACUAUAUGUUGGGGGUGUAUCGAAUAUAUUUAAAUUAAAUUAAAUGUGGUAGAAAAACGUAGUCACGUGUGAUUCUUUAUUUAAAAAUUACGUUGACUAUUCGUUACACCUUCGAUAUUACUUCGAAUACAUAGCUAAUGGUAUAAUGUACUAAUAAGGUUGCUUUGUAAUAAAUAAAAAAAUAUUAAUGUUUUUGGGAGGCAUUAUCUCUAUUAAUUUAUUUAAUAAGCCCCUGACACCCAGCCGAGAUCUCUCAUUGUGCUA